AUGUGCGUGAGGAAGUGCAGCCGGAUCGUGGGGCCCUGCCUGCUGGUGCUGGGAGCGCUCUCCGUGGCAGCCAACGUCCUCCUGCUCUUCCCCGGCGGGGCCCCGCAGUACCUGCUGGAAGGGCACAUCAGCAAGCACGCCAAGGCCGUGCCGGGCGUCUGGGGCGGCGGCAUCACCGUGCUGCUGGCAGCGACCCACAUCACGGCGGUGGGCUGGCAGUGCGCCAGCUGCUCCGACUGCGGCACUCGGCGCAACGCUUUCAUCUCAGCUGUGCUCUCCAAGCUGGCACUCCUGGGUGCUGCUGCCUGCUUCGUCCUUUCCGGGGUGGGUUUGACCAAUGGACCUCUCUGCUUCUACAAUGCCUCCACACAUGGCGGUGGGAAUGAUACCCUCUGGGGUUACCCCUUCCUGGAUGCUGUUGGCCAGGUGCCUGACCUCAGGACAGAGAACUACCUGCACAAUCGUCACACCUGGAACAUCUGCCUAGAGCCAGAGGGCAUUGUGAUCUGGAACACUGUUCUCUUCUCCCUCCUGCUGCUCAUCAGUGCUGCUGAGAUGGUGCUGGCCUCUCUUCAGAUCCUCAAUGGCUGCCUUGGGUGCCUCUGUGGCUUUUGUGAGAAGAAGUAGGGAGCUGUGAUGGUGCCAGGAGCCUGGCACCUGCAGGAGGUAUCCCUCAGUGUCCCUUCCUGGGUGGCAAAUGCUGCGGUGGAGG
Dryobates pubescens (Downy woodpecker) is the source of this 712-nucleotide messenger RNA. It is a transcript of the gene TM4SF19, whose product is annotated as transmembrane 4 L six family member 19. The record is from RefSeq and is a predicted model, not a curated record. Gene Ontology annotation, cellular component: membrane. Lineage: Eukaryota; Metazoa; Chordata; Aves; Piciformes; Picidae. The transcript has 4 exons. The coding region runs from base 1 to 627 and encodes 208 amino acids.